UGGCCCAAUACUAUCCCUCUGCAACUUUGGAGGAGAAUAGGAAUGGACCUAACCAGCCCUUGCUUCCUGAGCUUCAGGAAUAAGAAGAAAAACUCUCUUCUAUUAAAAAUUCAGCUAAAACCCCAGUUUCACUUGCAGCAAAGGAGAUUUCUUGGUUACCAUAAUCUGCUCUUUCUGGGAUUUCAAAAAUGAGAGUGAAGAAGCAGAAACGCCAUCGCAGGGCGGUCAGGUUCUACACAGCAAGUUUUGGGUUCAGGCAACCGUUUAAGAUUCUCUGCGAUGGGACACUUGUGCAUAACCUUAUAGUAAAUCGCGUUGCACCCGCCGAUAAUGCUCUGUCCAACAUCCUUGGUGGCUCCGUCAAGCUCUUCACCACCAGUUGUGUUCUUGAUGAGCUCAAAAGACUUGGUAAUUUCUACUCUGAAUCCCUCCAGGGAGCUCAUAAACUCAUGAUUGCUAGAUGUGAUCAUGAGAAUAAAAAGAGUGCCGAAGCUUGCAUUGUGGAGAUUCUUGGAGAAAAUAACCCUGAGCAUUUUUUUGUUGCUACCCAGGACUUUGAUUUGAGGAAGAAGUUUAGGGAGGUACCCAGUGUCCCUCUCAUAUUUGGUCUGAGAAAUGCUCUUUUCCUUGAGCCACCAUCUGCAUUUCAGCAUUAGUUUGUCAAAACUUCUGAAGAACAACGCUCACAUGCAACUGAAUUAGAAUAUAAAAUCUUGAAAAAAAGGACCAAGAGCACAUCAACAAACAAGGAAACUGGACAUUCAUAUGAUGACAAUAAAGUUCCAGGAGAAAUGCAGCCUGAUAUAAAGAAGCACAGUGCAAGGAGAAUGGAUGUCAAGGAUCGACUGCAAUUUAAAAGAAAGAGAGCUAAGGCACCAAAUCCACUUUAAUGCAAGAAGAAAAAGAAGGAUGUAAACCCAAAGCCCUCCUCAGAGAAGGAAUAUAAUGCUGCUGACAAUGCUAAGAGAAGUAGGAGCAGGAAAAGAAACAGAUCGCAUAAAGGUAAAAAUCCAGCGGAGAUGGACAGCAAGUAGAGUACUUAUACCAAUUGGUCGAGCUUAUGAAAUGGAUAUGCAUUAAAUUGGUUAAUUUGAUGCAAUAUAAAGCCUAAUUGUCACAUGUGAUGUGAAAGAUGAAAUUUUAUUUUCAUAUUAAAUUAGAAUAGGAUAAUAUUUUUUUUAAAAAAAGGUAAUGGUUGUGCACUUUUUCGGAUUUUUUUUUUUUAACAAAAAGAUACCAUGUAGUUAUCACAGUUAGCAAUUGAGGAUAAAUAAUUAAAUUCAUUUAUUGAUAAAUUAUUUAAUUUUUUUCAUUUGUAUAUUUUCAGUCUUA
Hevea brasiliensis (rubber tree) is the source of this 1332-nucleotide messenger RNA. RefSeq lists its product as uncharacterized. Gene Ontology annotation, cellular component: small-subunit processome; nucleolus. Gene Ontology annotation, molecular function: small ribosomal subunit rRNA binding. The transcript has 6 exons. Lineage: Eukaryota; Viridiplantae; Streptophyta; Magnoliopsida; Malpighiales; Euphorbiaceae. The record is from RefSeq and is a predicted model, not a curated record.